Impatiens glandulifera is the source of this 2448-nucleotide messenger RNA. RefSeq names its product serine hydroxymethyltransferase 7-like. The transcript is spliced from 4 exons. NCBI's taxonomy places the organism in Eukaryota, Viridiplantae, Streptophyta, Magnoliopsida, Ericales, Balsaminaceae. The record is from RefSeq and is a predicted model, not a curated record. Gene Ontology annotation, cellular component: cytoplasm. Gene Ontology annotation, biological process: folic acid metabolic process; tetrahydrofolate interconversion; L-serine catabolic process. Gene Ontology annotation, molecular function: pyridoxal phosphate binding; serine binding; zinc ion binding. Bases 315 to 2096 code for a protein of 593 amino acids.
GAUCGAGUAAAUUUUCGAUUUUUCUCCCGUUGAUUGUCGUCAUCAUGCAUAAUCGUUGAACAAUUUCGCCAUAAUUUGUGCUGGGAUCAAGAUUUCUAGAGAGAGGAAGGACGAAUCUACAUGGAAGCUUUGUUUAAAGAUUAUUCAACGUCGUGGCGAUCGAUUUAUCGGCGUUUUUACCGUGGAUUUCCGUGGUGUUGUGAUUGUUCUUAGUUACUGCUUCUGUUCUGAUCGUUGAAUAAGGUAAAAAAGGAUAAUCUUUCAGUAUUCUUUGUUAUAGACUUCGAUUAUUCCCAGUUUCGCACUACCCUUUAAUGGAUUUGACACAAUCGUCGCCAUCGAAGCUCUCUCUAGGGUUUAUGUCGCACGCUUCCGCAUCAGCGUCACCUUCUUCCGGUCACCACCGAACGAAAAUUGCUGACGAUUCGAUAUCGUUUCAGAUUGAUUCUGGGUUCCGCAAUCCGCAUCCGAUGCCUUCGAUUCCUCUUCAGCUGAUGGAGCAGCAGACGGAAAAUUACAAGGAAGAGGAUGAAAAUGAGGAAAAGGAGGAAGAAGAGGAGGAUAGAGAGGUUGAAGAGUUUCGAAUCUUGGGUCAUUCUAUGUGUUUCAAAAGGAAGAGAGACAGCGAGUCUUUGUCUUCAUCUUCCAAGAGGGCUUCAAGCGAGCCGCAAGGUUUGGAAUCGAGAAGAAGUCAAGUUCGAACUUGGGGAAAUCAAUCUCUCAAUCAAGCGGACCCUGAUGUUUAUGAGAUUAUGGAGAAGGAGAAACAAAGGCAAUAUAAGGGAAUUGAGCUGAUUGCAUCUGAGAAUUUCGUAUGUAGGGCUGUGAUGGAAGCUCUAGGGAGUCACUUGACGAAUAAAUACUCUGAAGGAAUGCCAGGAGCAAGGUAUUAUGCAGGAAAUCAGUUUAUUGAUGAGAUUGAAACACUCUGUUGUAAGCGCGCUUUGACCGCAUUUGGUCUUGAUUCUUCUUCGUGGGGCGUAAAUGUACAACCGUAUUCAUGUACAUCAGCCAACUUCGCUGUUUAUACUGGUUUGUUAUUGCCUGGUGAUAGGAUUAUGGGAUUGGAUACUCCUUCUGGUGGUAACACCAGUCAUGGCUACUAUACACCAAAUGGUAGGAAACUCUCGGGUGCUUCAAUUUUCUUUGAAAGUCUUCCUUAUAAGGUGAAUCCACAGACUGGAUACAUAGAUUAUGAUAAAUUGGAGGAGAGAGCACUUGAUUUCCGACCCAAGAUACUGAUAUGCGGUGGGAGCUCUUAUCCUCGAGAAUUGGAUUAUGCAAGGUUUAGACAGAUUGCUGAUAAGUGCGGAGCUGUUCUUAUGUGUGAUAUGGCUCAGAUUAGCGGUCUUAUUGCUGCACAGGAAUGCGAAAGCCCUUUCGACCAAUGUGAUAUUGUCACCUCAACUACUCAUAAAAGUCUGCGAGGCCCUAGAGGAGGGAUUAUAUUUUACAGAAAGGGUCCCAAGCCAAGGAAGAAGGGGGCGAUUGUCAAUCAAGGCGAUGUUUGUGAUAGAUAUGAUUUCGAAGAGAAAAUAAAUUUUGCUGUUUUUCCAGCAAUGCAAGGUGGGCCACAUAAUAAUCACAUUGCUGCACUUGCUAUAGCCUUAAAACAAGUUGCUACUCCAGAGUACAAGGCUUAUAUGCAACAGGUGAAGAAAAAUGCUCAGGUUCUAGCCUCGUCCUUACUAAGGAGAAAUUGUAGAUUGGUCACAGGAGGCACUGAUAAUCACUUGGUUCUUUGGGACCUAAGACCUCUUGGACUAACAGGGAAGCCCUUCGAGAAGGUAUGUGAGAUGUGUCACAUUACUCUCAACAAGGUUGCUAUUUUUGAUGGAAGUGGUGCUAUCACUCCUGGAGGCGUGAGAGUUGGGACUCCGGCUAUGACAUCGAGAGGUUGUCUUGAGGCUGAUUUCGAAACCAUGACGGACUUCCUCCUUCGGGCAGCACAAAUCACAUCCGCGGUUCAGAGAGAACACGGCAAGAUUCAUACUAAUUUCAUGAAGGGUCUCGAGAACAAUAAAGAUAUUCUUGAUCUUCGGAGCAAAGUUGAGCAGUUUGCAACACAGUUUGCCUUGCCCGGAUUUGAUGCUUAAAAAGAAAUUCUUUUCUAGGGGACCAAAACGCUAUGCCUGGUAAUUAAUUAGUGCCAAUGAAUGAUUCAUUAUUUUUAUGUUCAGUUUUAUAUAUCUGUGUUUCUGGAAGAAGAAAAAAUUGCUGGAAGGAAUUUUUUUCUGGAAGCCUUCUCAACUUCUGGGAGAGAGCCUGCCUGACUAGUAAAUAUACUUCAUAUAGGGUGAACUUACCUUCUUUUGUUUCCUAUUAUCAACUUAUUUACUAUUAUUAGAUAGCUUUCUUCCUUAUGGAUUUAUCAAAAUAUUUUCAGGUGUAUUAAAGAGUUAUAUUUAUUCAAUAACACUAUUAAAGAAGCCCAUUGUCAGUUAUGAA